UUCCGCCCAUAUCUCUCUCUCUCUCCUCUUCUCUCCCUAUCCUCACCGCCGUUCUCUGCUCUCGCAUCCCCUCUCUACCUCUUACUUCAAAUUCCCCCUCAAACCCUAGUUCCUAAUAUAUCAGCUUCAUCGUGCUCUUACCUCUCUAUCAAUCUUCGAAAAAAUUCGUUCUGGUGUCGUUUAAUUAUUCUUUAAAUUAUCAGUAAGUUCCAGCUUAGACGGAGCUUUAGAGAAUCGAAGAAUGGCAAGUUCGACGACGAGUAAUGUCUACGUCCAGGUGAUCGAGGACGUCAUCAGCAAAGUCCGUGACGAGUUCCUUAACAACGGCGGUCCUGGCGAGAGUGUCCUCAGCGAGCUUCAAGGGAUGUGGGAAAUGAAAAUGAUGCAAGCGGGUGCCAUAUUGGGUCCGAUAGACAGGUCUUUGGCACCGAAGCCGACACCAGGUGGUGUUAUUACCCCUGUUCACGAUCUCAAUGUACCUUAUGAAGGGACCGAGGAGUACGAAACUCCCACUGCUGAUUUACUGUUUCCUCCCACGCCAUUGCAGACUCCCAUGCAAACGCCUCUACCAGGAACAGCUCAGACACCUUUGCCGGGAACUACCCAAACCCCUUUGCCCGGGACAGCUGACAGUUCGCUGUAUAACAUUCCUACUGGUGGAACUCCUAUCACCCCCAAUGACUACCCUGCCCUGAAUGACGCUGGUGGUGUUACUGAGAUGAAAGCUGGGAGGCCCAGUCCAUACAUGCAACCACCUCAACCUUGGAUGAGCCAAAGGCCUCCGCUUGAUGUCAAUGUUGCUUAUGUGGAAGGCCGUGAAGAGGUGGACAAGGGAGCGUCUCAUCGACCAAUGACCCAGGAUUUCUUCACGAUGUCUUCUGGAAAACGGAAACGAGAUGAUUUUGCAUCGCAAUACCAUGCGGGAGGAUACAUACCACAACAAGAUGGAGCUGGAGAUGCUACAUCUGAGGAGGUUAAGGUAGGUCAUGGUAGCAGCACUCAAGGUGGCUUGGUCACUGCUGCUAGCCGAGGGAUGCUUUUACAAGGGGUGAGGAUGUCUAAGAGGAUUCCUCAACUGGAUGGGCCAAUGCCUGACCCUUAUGAUGAUGUGCUUUCUACACCUAACAUAUACAAUUAUCAAGGAGUUGUCAAUGAAGACUACAAUAUAGUGAACACACCUGCACCAAAUGACAUACAAGCAGCUACUCCCGCUGCCGUCAUCCAGAAUGAUGUUGGAGAAGAUGAUGAGGAUGAGCCCUUGAAUGAAAAUGAUGAUGAUGAUUUGGAUGAAGUGGACCAAGGGGAGGAGCAUAACCCAAAUCAUUUAGUUUUGGCCCAGUUUGACAAGGUGACGCGCACGAAGAGCAGGUGGAAAUGUACUCUAAAGGAUGGCAUUAUGCACAUAAACAAUAAAGACAUUCUCUUCAAUAAGGCGACAGGAGAGUUUGACUUCUGAUUUUGUUGAAGAGAUCUCAGUUGCCAACAAUGGCAAUUGCAUUUGAAGGCAAAUCUGAAAUAUGAAUGUGUUUUGCAAUUUGCCAUAAAUUAUUAUCUUUGAAUGGAAAACUUUGAGGGAAGAGGAUGAGGUGCCAUUCGAGGGGUUAGAUGGGUGGCCAGUUGUACAUAAAGGGAGAGUUUUUGGCCCUAAAUGGUUGUUUUUUUCCCUUCCUGAAGCUAAACAUUUCUCUAAUGGAAUGUGUAAUUCAAUAUACUGUAUACUUGGUGACAUAUUGGUUAAUUUACAAAGCAAUUGUGUUUUUGUCUUCCAUUUCUUUUAUGA
Messenger RNA from Ilex paraguariensis (yerba mate), 1780 nucleotides. The record is from the annotation of a GenBank genome assembly. NCBI's taxonomy places the organism in Eukaryota, Viridiplantae, Streptophyta, Magnoliopsida, Aquifoliales, Aquifoliaceae.